GUUGUCAUCUGUCACAACAUAAACAAUACAAUAGUCUAAAUCUAAAAUCUUCAUUCACUAAUGAAUAAACAAAAUCUUCAAUUUAAAAUUGAUUAUUAAUUGCAACUUUAUUGUUUCAGUUGAGUCUCAUUAGAAUAAUAGUGUUCUGUGAGUUAGCUCCUACAUUGUGUGUUGAUUUGAGCAUUACAGUCAAAGAAUACAAGUUAUUUACUAGUUUCACAGUGUACUCGAUUUUAAAUUUAAAUUUCAUAACAAUGGUGUGUGUGCCUUGCUUCAUAAUUCCUGUUUUGCUGUUUUUAUGGCAUAAGUUUAUACAGCCUUAUGUUUUGCGUUUUUGGAAUCCAUGGGCUGUAAAAGAUGCUGAAGGAAAUGUGACAACUGAAUUCCCAUUUAAAUGUGAGGGUGGAGUUUGUGCUUAUAAGAAAAAAGAUACUAAAACGUCAGAGGCCCCAUCCGAUGUUAGGUUAAAGUCUGAUUAAUGCAUAUUUUGCUUUAUAUCUAGCUAAUUAUUUACAUUAUUUAUUGUUUAUGUGAACCAUGUAUAAAAAUGACCUUGAGUAUUAAAUUCUAUUACUGUUCCA
Molecule: messenger RNA, 581 nt
Organism: Leptidea sinapis
Lineage: Eukaryota; Metazoa; Arthropoda; Insecta; Lepidoptera; Pieridae
Product: UPF0729 protein AAEL015238
Exons: 1
Coding region: 255-479 (74 amino acids)
Source: RefSeq, a predicted model, not a curated record